CUUUGUGGAUCGAGCACACACUUUGCAAAGAUGUCAACCGUUGCCCUAAAAGAACUUUCCCGUUCCAAGUGUUUUGCAGGCCAUGUGAUAAAAUAUUCGCACCCAUCUCGUUUGUUGGGAUGUGACAUGAAAUUCAGCAUGUUUCUUCCUGAGAGUAAACCUUUGGAAAAGAGGGAACAAAAACUGCCUGUACUAUAUUUUCUGUCUGGGUUGACUUGUACCGAGGACAAUUUCAUGCAAAAGGCUGGCGCACAACGGAAAGCUGCCCAGGAAGGAAUCAUUCUUGUUGCUCCGGAUACAAGCCCCAGGGGUUUGGGAAUAGAAGGUGAAGAUGACUCGUGGGAUCUUGGUACAGGUGCUGGAUUCUAUGUCGACGCGACCACAGAAAAGUGGAAGCAGUAUAAGAUGUACUCUUAUAUUACCGAGGAGCUGCCGGGUAUCAUCAAUCAAUCCUUUCCGGUGGAUACCACUCGCGUGUCGAUAGCCGGUCACAGUAUGGGUGGACAUGGCGCUCUUGUAAUCGGGCUCAAGAAUCCAGACAAGUAUCGUAGUAUUUCCGCGUUUUCUCCCAUUGCCAAUCCUACGGACUGUCCCUGGGGUGUAAAAGCGUUUUCCGCAUACCUAGGCCCAGACAAGGACGCGUGGAAGGCAUACGAUGCAUCUGAGCUCAUCGCCAACUAUAGUGGACCAUCAAAGAAAAUUCUCGUCGAUCAAGGAAAGGCUGACCAGUUCCUCGAAGAACAAUUGAAAGUAGAACGGUUGACAAAGGCCAAGAACGACUCUGGAAAAAAUGUUCUGGACCUCUCUCUCCGGCUGCAUGAUGGAUACGACCACAGUUAUUACUUUAUUAGUACCUUCAUCGAAGAGCACUUGGAAUUCCACGCAAAACAGCUCAAGGCUUAAGCGAAUACCUUCCUAGCGGAGCAUGAAUGAAUAUGGGCUGUAUUAGAAGAAAGAGGAUGCACGCCGAGACAAGUUCGCUCGUGUUCAAUAGAUGAGAGGCGGCGUCCUAGCAGUGCAUGACAUAGUUUUAUGGAAGUGCGGAUGGGAAGCGAGGGCAGAUAGUAUUAGAUCCUUGGUUUGGCCAAAUAGAGUUUUGAGCUCGGGCCGGGUUGACAACCAAUAUGAAAGAGUGCGGAGGGACA
Messenger RNA from Spizellomyces punctatus DAOM BR117, 1145 nucleotides. RefSeq names its product S-formylglutathione hydrolase. NCBI's taxonomy places the organism in Eukaryota, Fungi, Chytridiomycota, Chytridiomycetes, Spizellomycetales, Spizellomycetaceae. Gene Ontology annotation, cellular component: cytosol. The record is from RefSeq and is a predicted model, not a curated record. Gene Ontology annotation, molecular function: S-formylglutathione hydrolase activity. The coding region runs from base 31 to 903 and encodes 290 amino acids. Gene Ontology annotation, biological process: formaldehyde catabolic process. The transcript is spliced from 8 exons.